This is a messenger RNA of Postia placenta MAD-698-R-SB12, 1980 nucleotides long. RefSeq lists its product as hypothetical. Gene Ontology annotation, molecular function: protein binding. The record is from RefSeq and is a predicted model, not a curated record. Gene Ontology annotation, cellular component: cytoplasm. The coding region runs from base 1 to 1980 and encodes 659 amino acids. NCBI's taxonomy places the organism in Eukaryota, Fungi, Basidiomycota, Agaricomycetes, Polyporales, Adustoporiaceae. The transcript is spliced from 10 exons.
AUGACGAGGGCACCAUGCUACGAACGGCGCGCAAACGCGAUAUGGGCCAUGCCUGCUGUUGCGCGCGUGGUGUCGACCGUAGAUGACUGCCGGGUAAACAAUCAACGAAACACGACUCGCAACGACAGGCUGGGGCGCAUCAGGGCUUCAUCAGGUCAGCCUGCUGACUCUGAGCUGUCCGUGGCGCACCCGCCGUGGAUGCAUCACGCGCGCGCACGCGGAUCCACGCUCGCCGACCCGCCUGUGCCCCAGCUCUUCAUCAAGGACGUGAAGAGCUCCAACGGCACGUUCAUCAACGGCGAGCGCCCCAGACCCGAGGGCGCCGAGUCCGAGCCUUUCGAGCUCAAGUCAUGGUGCGAAUUCGGCAUUGAUAUCGUUGGCGAGGACAACAAGACGAUCAUCCACCACAAGAUCGCUGCGCGCGUGGCGCAGGCAGGCCCCACCGCAUACGGUGUCGGCGCACUUCCUGCAGCGGGCAAGUUCAGCUUCGCGCCGGUCCAGCUGCCGAAUGCGCCCGGACAGCAGCGCCGCCCGUCGUUCCAGCAGGGCCUCAUUGGACUCGGCGACCGCGGCAGGAACAUGAACGUGCCUGGCAAGAGCGGGCUCACCCUUGACCACAUCCUGAGCCGCCUGCAGGGCGAGCUGCAGAAGAGCCGCAAUACGGGUGCCGAGCUGCACUCGCUGACGAGUGCGAUGAACGAGAUACAUGAUACCCUCGGUGGCAACCUACUGCCGAACCUCCCUCCGCAUCCUUCGAAUCUCCCACCAGUCAUGCCUCCUCAGUCGCAGCAGCAGCAGGAAGAAUCUGAACAACAACAGGCGCCACAGGCACCGUCACCAUCAGACUCGGACAAAAUUCGCUCCCUCGAGACGAUGCUCGCCGAGCACGAAGCGAUCAAGCGCGAAGUCGGCUCCCUGCGCGAGCUCAUGGAGGAAUGCAAGCGCGAGAUGGACACGUCUCGCGGACGCAGCGGCAGUCCCAGUGGACGUCGCCAAUACGGGCACGACGAUGAUUCGCAUUACAUGUCUGACGACGACGACAACGUACACAGUGUGUCGACGAUCGUUCCGCAUGAGCUCGACCGAGUCGACGAGGAGGACGAGGAGCAGCUGGCCACGGAGGAGAAGAGGAGCAGCGGAGGAGGCGGAGGGAAGAGCUGGGUCGCCCGUGCAUGCCAGAGCCAACGGGAACGGGUUCAGGUGCAGACAGAAGCAACCGAGCAACUAGCUGAGGCCAUGUGCUCGGAACAACCCCCCGACUCAGCAGCGCAGGAGGCCGAGCAGAGGACGCGGGAAUCGCUGACGGAAAUGGUGAACGAGUGGAAAAAGAACGAAGAGUGGACUGAGGAGCGGGAGGACCUGCGCCGUGCGAAAGACGAGUGGGAGACGCGCAUCCGGGUUGUCGAGGAUGGCGUCGGCAGCAACAUUUCGAAGGUCGAGUCGAUGCUCGGGACUCUAGCUGCGCUGCCUGCGCAACAACAUUCCUUUCUGAAUGGAAACGGAAAGCUUACCCACAGCGGCGGCCUCGUUACUCCCCCUAGCCCACGCAGCCUGUCAGCAGAGUCGACGCGCCCACGACAGAGGCGAAAACGCAGCAGCUCGUCAAGAGGCCGCUCGCGCUCGCGGUCUGCCUCCAUGGCUGCUGGCGUGGAGUGCUUGCCUUGGACUGCUGACGACUCGAGCAUCAGUGACACGGAAUCGCAUGCGGCCAGUGAUAGGGCGACAGCUGCAGGCGAGGAUGAGCCGACAAGGAGUCUCAAGGGUAUGCCGUUUCCGAUCACCCCGGAGUUGUCAGUUCUGAACCAUCCGCUUUCGUCCCCAGACGAUGCGUCUGGGACAGCAACCGACUCACAGACGCGGUCGCCGCCCAAAGACCUGUCACACUUCAAUCUAUCGGCAGCCGUAGGUCUGCUCAUUCUCAGCGUGGUCACCGGGGCAGUCUUAUGGCGGAUAAAACCCGAAGGUUCGGUUUCGGUAUAG